GUGUCACCCUUACUAUACCAAGAAGUCAGACAUCCAAGGUCAGACACUACGCAAAGUCAGAUACUUCAAGGGCUUUCCUUGGAAGGGAGGAUGAAAAGGGAAGGAUGGGAACAUCAGCUCAGGUGAGACAUAUGAAUUCAACAAAACAUCAGGGAUGGUUUGCCACGUUUGCGAGCAGCACAGAAAACGGCAGUUUGUUCCAAGUUCCCAGCACACCAAAGGGGGCAGUAGUGUGUCUGUAAAGUGCGUUGUCAACUUGGUGAUAAUUUCUGUUUGCAUUCACACUCACUGGCUGAUAAUCUCAACUGCUCGAUGCAAUUCAACAGAUAACAAUGCGGAAGUCUGGUCUAAAGCUACCUGAAAUCACUUCCAAGAGCUCUUCAGACAAAGCUGCCUUUGACAGUCUUCAUUAACCCCUCCCAUAUUUGCCCCUCAGCGUCCCUCCGCUUAGCAGCCCCGGCGUUUGAAGUCCAACCUAAGCAUUCUUAGAUGGUGAGUGAGGGUCUGCCUUCCCCAGGACCAGCCACCUAGUCAGGCUUGUGGCUGGUCUAACAAACUGGAGCCUGAGAUUCUGAGAAAACGAAACCAAACAGUUGUACUCCGGGGUUAACACAGAGCAACUUCCACCUGCUGUGCGAGUUGGUGACCCUUUCUCUUGCUGUUCGAGAGCCCCAGUGAAAACUUGAGUGAGAUGAGAGAGCAUAGAGCCUGCCAGUCUCCCCCUCUGCACACACACACACACACACAAACACAUUUAACUUUCCACUUGCAGUGACCUGCCCUUCAGUGUGACUUAUCAGCUGUUCGGCUUUUGUCACUAAAGGAAAACAAAUUGUGGAAUAUCCCGCUCUGCAUGCUCAUGAGAUGGCUGAGCCAAGUCAGGGGUUAUGAGGUGGUUUGCGAGUGAGGAGAAGAAUGAUCUUCAGUUUCUGACCUCCUGGCACGGUGGCGGGCGGUAUUUAUCAGGAGGUACAUGUGACUGGUUAAGACUCAGAGCCCCAGCUUGAAGGAAACAGCUGCUCUCGGCGUGCUCUGGCACUUGGCAGCUGGACAGGCAGAGUGCUGAUGUGAAAAAUACCACGACAAAACCACCCUAGUUCCCCAAAGUACUUAACAUUCAGGUUGAAUAAACCAGUUCUACAGACCGCUUCUUCUGUGCAUUUCCCAAUGAUGCUAACUGCCCUUAAAAUUCUUUCAGAUUUGGAACUGUAUCUGUAUGGAAACAACAGAGUUUUCUUCAAGUACAACUAAGGACGAGUCACCACUAGGCACUAACAUCGCUGACUUGCAUGAUUAUGGAGAUGGUCUAUCUGAUGCUGAAAAUGUCUCUAGUUUUUUGACAACGGCUAAAUAACCAUGGGAUCAAGUGGCCUUGGGAAAGCAGCAACAUUAGAUGAACUGCUGCGCACUUGCAUUGAGAUGUUUGAUGACAAUGGAGAGCUGAAUAAUAGUUAUUUGCCAAGAAUAGUUCUACUGAUGCACCGAUGGUAUUUAUCUUCCACUGAAUUGGCAGAAAAACUUCUCUGCAUGUAUCGAAAUGCCACUGGAGAAAGCUGCAAUGAAUUUCGAUUAAAGAUCUGCUACUUCAUGAGGUACUGGAUUCUGAAGUUUCCUGCAGAGUUUAAUUUGGAUCUUGGUUUGAUUCGUAUGACUGAGGAAUUUCGGGAAGUAGCUAGUCAACUAGGAUAUGAAAAACACGUCAGCCUCAUCGACAUAUCCAGCAUUCCUUCCUAUGACUGGAUGAGAAGAGUCACACAGAGGAAAAAAGUAUCCAAGAAGGGAAAAGCCUGUCUGCUGUUUGACCAUCUGGAGCCCAUUGAAUUGGCUGAGCACCUCACUUUUCUGGAGCAUAAAUCUUUUAGAAGGAUCUCAUUCACUGAUUACCAAAGCUAUGUCAUCCAUGGCUGCCUGGAGAAUAAUCCAACCUUGGAAAGAUCGAUUGCUUUAUUUAAUGGAAUCUCUAAGUGGGUCCAGUUGAUGGUUCUUAGCAAACCAACCCCCCAGCAAAGGGCAGAAGUCAUCACAAAGUUUAUCAAUGUUGCAAAGAAGCUCCUUCAGCUCAAAAAUUUUAACACCCUGAUGGCAGUGGUGGGAGGCCUCAGUCAUAGCUCCAUUUCACGUCUCAAAGAGACCCAUUCUCAUCUUUCUUCAGAAGUUACAAAGAACUGGAAUGAAAUGACAGAGUUGGUCUCCUCCAACGGCAAUUACUGCAAUUACCGCAAGGCCUUUGCCGACUGCGAUGGCUUCAAAAUCCCCAUCCUUGGAGUACACUUGAAAGACUUGAUAGCAGUCCAUGUCAUUUUCCCAGACUGGACGGAGGAGAACAAAGUGAACAUUGUGAAAAUGCACCAGCUCUCCGUUACCCUGAGUGAACUAGUCUCCCUGCAGAAUGCCUCUCACCACUUAGAACCCAACAUGGAUUUGAUCAACCUGCUCACGCUUUCCCUGGACCUCUAUCACACUGAAGAUGAUAUUUACAAACUGUCACUGGUGCUGGAGCCUAGAAAUUCUAAAUCGCAGCCUACCUCCCCUACGACGCCCAACAAGCCUGUGGUGCCCCUGGAGUGGGCAUUAGGGGUGAUGCCAAAGCCAGACCCCACGGUCAUCAACAAGCACAUAAGGAAAUUAGUGGAGUCUGUAUUUAGAAACUAUGAUCACGACCAUGAUGGGUACAUUUCCCAAGAGGACUUUGAAAGUAUAGCUGCCAAUUUUCCCUUCUUGGAUUCCUUCUGUGUUCUGGACAAAGAUCAGGAUGGCCUAAUUAGUAAAGAUGAAAUGAUGGCUUACUUCCUGAGAGCUAAAUCCCAACUACACUGUAAAAUGGGACCAGGAUUUAUCCAUAAUUUUCAGGAGAUGACCUAUCUCAAGCCAACCUUCUGCGAACACUGUGCGGGAUUUCUCUGGGGCAUAAUCAAGCAAGGAUACAAAUGCAAAGACUGUGGAGCCAAUUGUCACAAACAGUGCAAAGACCUCCUGGUUCUGGCCUGCAGGAGAUUUGCCCGGGCGCCCUCCUUGAGCAGUGGUCAUGGGUCACUGCCUGGAAGCCCCUCGCUGCCCCCAGCGCAGGAUGAGGUGUUUGAGUUCCCUGGAGUCACUGCUGGACACAGGGAUUUAGACAGCAGAGCCAUCACACUGGUUACAGGCUCUUCUCGCAAGAUCUCUGUGAGGCUACAGAGGGCCACCACCAGCCAGGCCACCCAGACUGAACCUGUCUGGUCAGAGGCUGGCUGGGGGGACUCGGGGUCCCACACCUUCCCUAAAAUGAAAUCCAAGUUCCAUGACAAAGCAGCAAAGGACAAAGGCUUUGCCAAAUGGGAAAAUGAGAAGCCCAGGGUGCAUGCUGGUGUGGAUGUUGUAGACCGAGGCACGGAGUUUGAACCUGACCAGGAUGAAGGAGAAGAGACCAGACAGGAUGGUGAGGAUGGCUGACUUCAGGCUGCAGAAACUGAAGGCAAUAAUGUUGGCUUUCGGAAGGGGCAAGACGAGAAACUCUGAAGAAAGCUCUGACUCUCAGGAAGUUAUCUGGAAAGAUACCUGGAUGUUUACUGCCUUGGGACACUGUGGGAUCUCCAUGUUUGGACUAUGGGACAGAGAAUUGACCCUAACUAUGAACUAUUUAUUUCCUCCUCCCCUACCCCUAGUUAAGUGCCACAAAGACUGUGUUAUGUAGUCAGUACUUUUCUCAUGUAUCUUUCUCUAGACCAUUUAUAUACGGGUGAAAUGAAAGCUUUUUUGCAUGUACUUGAUACUCAUUCUGUAAACUCAGACUUCGCUUUUUUUGUGAGAAUAUCCUUUCAAUAUUUUUAUAAACUUUUGUGUGUGCUGUGGCAGGGAACAGUUAACAAGGAGUUUAUUUAGA
This is a messenger RNA of Symphalangus syndactylus (siamang), 3859 nucleotides long. It is a transcript of the gene RASGRP3, whose product is annotated as RAS guanyl releasing protein 3. Gene Ontology annotation, biological process: Ras protein signal transduction. Gene Ontology annotation, cellular component: plasma membrane. The record is from RefSeq and is a predicted model, not a curated record. Gene Ontology annotation, molecular function: calcium ion binding; guanyl-nucleotide exchange factor activity. NCBI's taxonomy places the organism in Eukaryota, Metazoa, Chordata, Mammalia, Primates, Hylobatidae.